Eutrema salsugineum is the source of this 578-nucleotide messenger RNA. RefSeq names its product 40S ribosomal protein S3-3. The transcript is spliced from 2 exons. Lineage: Eukaryota; Viridiplantae; Streptophyta; Magnoliopsida; Brassicales; Brassicaceae. The coding region runs from base 179 to 475 and encodes 98 amino acids. The record is from RefSeq and is a predicted model, not a curated record.
UUUUUGGAUCUCCAUCUUUUUAAAUUAGUCAUAUUAAUAGUUGAUCCCGGCCGGAUGAAAAUUAACACUCACUACUUUUGUCGUUUUUUAUUUUCUCAGAAUACCUCUAUCAUAUUUACCUAAUGCUUGCUUACAGGUUCUUGUGAGUGGAAAACUCCGAUCUCAAUGUGCUAAGUCAAUGAAGUUCAAGGAUGGUUACAUGGUUUCCUCUGGUCAACCAACCAAGGACUAUAUUGAUUCUGCAGUGAGGCAUGUUCUUAGACAGGGCGGGCUAGAAAUCAAGGUGAAGGUCAUGCUUGACUGGGACCCCAAGGGCAAAACAGGACCGAUGACACCAUUGCCUGAUGUUGUGAUCAUCCAUGGUCCGAAGGAUGAAAAUGCUAACCAAACAUCUGUUCCGAUUGUUGCCACGGCUGCUCCUGUCCCAGAAGCUCCGCUUACAACCACAGAUUACCCAGAAAUUCCAGUUGCUUAAAAAGCCUUUUUGCGUUUGUUUUUUUUGUUUUAUUAAUAAGUUUUGUAGAUUGAGUUACAUUAAGGAUCGUAGGUGUAGGUUUUUUUUUUGGGUAUUGAUUUCU